AUGAAUUGUGCUGAGGACAGGAGAAAUCAGUAUGAGCUAUAUAAGGAAACAGCUGAUUGGCUACUAGCUCAUACUACUCAGCGUCCAAAGAUCGGCAUCAUCUGUGGUUCAGGACUGGGAGCUCUGGCGGACACUCUACAUAACAAGACUGUCUUUCCAUAUGAGGACAUCCCUUACUUCCCACAGAGCACAGUACCGGGACACGCUGGCAGACUGGUGUUUGGGGACCUGAGUGGAAAGCCAUGUGUAUGCAUGCAAGGACGUUUCCACGUUUAUGAAGGAUAUGCCAUCAGCAUGGUAACCUUUCCCAUCCGGGUGUUUUUCCUCCUUGGGGUAGAGAUCUUAAUCGUCACAAAUGCAGCUGGGGGACUUAACCAACAUUUCCAAGUUGGGGACAUCAUGUUCAUUAGAGAUCAUAUCAACAUGCUGGGCUUUGCAGGACAGAACCCACUGCGUGGGCCAAAUGACGAGAGAGAGGAACCUGUAAAACAUUUCCAUCGGUGGAAUGCAAUUACAAACAAGAUGGCUAACAAAUUCCAAUAUCACUGCUCAGUGCAAGAAACUUGGGGGAGAAAUAUCUGCAGCUGUCUCAAAAUAUCUCUGGAGGCUUACCUUGCAGCACAGCUGAGGUUUGGGGUGAGGUUUCCCUGUAUGUCGGAUGCCUACGACAGAGACCUGUUUGGCCUAGCUAAGGAGAGUGCACAGGAGUUGGGCUACCUGGAAUUCAUCCAGGAGGGUGUGUACUGCAUGUUGGCAGGUCCCUCCUAUGAGACCAUUGCUGAAAGUCGCAUGCUCCAGGUCCUGGGAGCGGAUGCAGUAGGUAUGAGCACUGUUCCAGAGGUGAUCACAGCCAGGCAUUGUGGCCUCCGAGUCUUUGGGAUCUCCCUGAUCACCAACAAGGUAGUGAUGAACUAUGACAGUCAAGAGAGAGCCAACCAUGAGGAAGUGCUGCAUACUUCUAGGAUCCGUGCUGCGGCCUUGCAGAAACUGGUUACAUGUUUUGUUGGCAAGACCGGCAACAACCCAGUUACUCCAUGAUUUCCAGCCUCAAAGCCACCAACACCACUACUCUCUAGAUAUAACAUACCAAUUCAUACCUCCCUC
Alligator sinensis (Chinese alligator) is the source of this 1104-nucleotide messenger RNA. Its product is annotated as purine nucleoside phosphorylase-like. Lineage: Eukaryota; Metazoa; Chordata; Crocodylia; Alligatoridae. Gene Ontology annotation, biological process: nucleoside metabolic process. The transcript has 7 exons. Gene Ontology annotation, cellular component: cytoplasm. The coding region runs from base 1 to 1038 and encodes 345 amino acids. Gene Ontology annotation, molecular function: purine-nucleoside phosphorylase activity. The record is from RefSeq and is a predicted model, not a curated record.